AUGGCCCAGCGAAAACCUCUCUCCGAGGUCCUCCCUCCUCUCAUCCUCGGUACAGCCACCUUCAACGUGCAAUACCAUCCCGACCCUACAAAAAUGCCCUACACAGAUAUCGUAGGCCGCGCUCUCGCUCACAACAUCCUCGCUUUCGAUACAUCUCCUUACUACGGCCCCUCCGAGAUUCUUCUCGGUGAUGCGCUACGAAAAUUGACCCCGCCGCCGCCGCGCGAAGGUUACUUCAUCAUCACAAAAGCCGGUCGCAUCGCAGGAGACGAGUUUGACUAUUCUCCCGCUUGGAUCAACUACAGUGUCUGUCGCAGCCUCGAAAGACUGGGCACGUCGUACCUUGAUCUUGUCUACACCCACGAUGUCGAGUUCGUUUCGCCUGAAGAGGUUCUUGCUGCUGUUACCGAGCUUCGACGAUUGAGAGACCUGGGUCUUAUUCGAUAUGUUGGUAUUAGCGGAUACCCUGUUGAUACCCUUGCUUCGCUUGCGGAGAUGAUUUUGCGCGAGACGGGAGAGCCUUUGGAUGCUGUCAUGUCGUACAGUAACUUUUGCAUACAAAACAACAAGCUUGGAAACCAGGCGCUACUGGAUCGCUUCAAGGCUGCCGGUGUUGACUGUCUUCCCAACGCUAGUAUGCUGGGUAUGGGCCUUUUGACAACACGAGGUAUCGACAACAGCCCUAUGCGCGCUUGGCACCCGUCUCCUCCAGAACUGCGCGACCUGUGCGCCCAGCUUUCCACCAUUGCGCAAGAAGAAGGCGAGCAUCUAGAAGAAGUGGCUAUCCGAUGGGCCCUCGAGAACUGGGCGCACAUAGGCUCACAGUUCGGUACACACCUCAACCCCAGCGAUACAGGUCGUCUAGGUGUUAGUGUGAUGGGUGUGUCGAGCGUGGAUGAGCUAGAAGAGACAUGGGCUUUGUGGACGAGUGUGGUUGGACUUGUGGGCGAUGAAGAAGCUACACAGCGAAAAGCCAAGAUUGAGAGGAUUGUGAGAGAAAAGAUGUGGCCUACGUUGGGAAGCUGGAGGGAUCACACUUGGGAGAGUGGUGGUCCUGGGUUUGUGAAUACGAGAGCGAUAGAAGAUAUGGGUGUUGUGCCAAGGGAUGAGACGGCGAGGAGAUGGGGGUUGAUAGCUGCUCCGUUGGAUAUGCCAAAGAUUUAA
Molecule: messenger RNA, 1164 nt
Organism: Fusarium venenatum
Lineage: Eukaryota; Fungi; Ascomycota; Sordariomycetes; Hypocreales; Nectriaceae
Product: Aldo/keto reductase family-domain-containing protein
Biological process (GO): dehydro-D-arabinono-1,4-lactone biosynthetic process
Cellular component (GO): cytosol
Molecular function (GO): D-arabinose 1-dehydrogenase [NAD(P)+] activity
Source: RefSeq, a predicted model, not a curated record